AUGCAUUGGCGCGUUUCUUUGUCAGCGCUCUCUCUCGCUGCUGGGGCAUUCGCUAAGCACUAUGCCAUUAUGGACAACGAUUGGUAUACCGCCGGAUUCGUGCCUUAUCUGAUCGCUCUGGACGGAGAUAUUGACGUUCUAGCCUUAGCCUCGGAUACCGCCAACAGCUGGCAGCCACAGGUAGCACUACACGCCGUUGCUACACUCGAAGCCGGCAAUUUGAGCUGCAUUCCCGUCUAUCCAGGCGCCACAUGGCCUUUGAUCAACACUCCCGAGCGCUUCCAAGCAUGGGAAACUACCCACGGCAAACUGCCUUGGGAGGGUGCAUUUGCACCGGAGAAUGCGACUGCUGAAGCUGCGGGCAAUGAUCCUACUUCGGGAGAUCCCAACCGUAUUGUCAAGGCCGCCUUCAAGGAAGGGUUCCCCAAGGGCAGGCCCAAUAACUCGACCUCUGCUGCAAACUUUAUGGUUGAGAUGGUGCACAAGUAUCCUGGUCAGGUUUCUAUUUAUUCCGCCGGUGCCUUGACAAAUGUCGCAUUGGCUGUGCGCAUGGACCCCGAAUUUGCCUCGCUUGCUAAGCAGCUUGUCAUUAUGGGCGGAUACGUUGAUUUGAACAUGCUCGAGGCUACUGGCAGUAUUAUGUUGGCUGAUUACCAGUCAGAUAUCAACCUCAUGAUCGAUCCUGAGGCUUCCAAGAUUGCAUUGACAGCCGAUUUCCCCAACAUUACCAUCGCCGGCAAUGUGGCCAACCAAGUGUUCCCUACUCAAAAGUUUGUUGACGAGGUCAAGACUGCCGACAAUGCCUACGCUCAGCUCUUUGCCAAGUACUACGACCUCUCUUUCCCCUUCUGGGAUGAGACCGCGGCAGCUCUGAUGGUUGAUCCCACAAUCGCCACUAAUCAGACAUCUGUUUACCUCGAUGUUGAUACCAGCUAUGGUAGCCCCAACUACGGUAACAUCCACGUUUACCAGAAAGCUCUUGCUCCCGGUGGCAUUCGUGAGGUCAACUAUGUUUUCGAGGUUGAUGCCAAGAGACUCACUGAGCGGAUUAAGCACUCCUUGAUGCACCCCAAGGCCUGUGCCGACCUCGAGUGA
Molecule: messenger RNA, 1095 nt
Organism: Penicillium cataractarum
Lineage: Eukaryota; Fungi; Ascomycota; Eurotiomycetes; Eurotiales; Aspergillaceae
Exons: 4
Coding region: 1-1095 (364 amino acids)
Biological process (GO): purine nucleoside catabolic process
Cellular component (GO): cytosol
Molecular function (GO): purine nucleosidase activity
Source: RefSeq, a predicted model, not a curated record